UGAAAAGGUAAGCCUACAAAUCAACCUCUGCCCACAACAAGCACUCAAGCGUUCCGGCGCUGUGCGACAUGAUGCUGCGAGGAAAACAAUACACAAGCGAGCGUUCCGCUCAGAUCGGCAAAUAUCGAUUCAGGAGGGGUUCCUUUCUCGAUAAGCUUCAAUAAGCCGACUCCGAUCAAGGCAGUGCUAGCCCGAAAGCGACCGGUUGCUAAACAGAUGACCUCAGCUAAAACCGUUGAUCGGCUCGAGCCACAGAAAAAUGUUAUCAGUAACAAUAAACUAGUGAAAGAAAGCAAAACGAGGUCGCCACCGCUUGAAGAAACCAAGUCCGUUGGGAAACGGAAACGUAAGGAAACGGACUGUAUUGGGCCAGCAAAGUUGGCUACCGAAUCCAAAAGUUCCGUGAAAAGAAUUGAUAAGGACGAUUCACUGCAACAAAAGGCGAAGGCCUCCACGUUUAACUUUACCACGGAUACUGGCGCCAGAGUUCGCGCACGCAAACCUAACAUUUUCGAUCGCCUGAAAACCGACCUACCAAAGGUGGAGGUACCGAUGGUGCAGCCGAUGGAAGAGAACGUGUUUAGUGAGGAACCUAUCGAAGCGCUCGACAUACAUUCACACACGAAGAAGAACGUUAGCGAUCUGUUGCAUUACACGCACCUCACGAUGGUACAAAGCUUAGCCAUACCACGGUUGCUCGAGGGGCGUGAUGCAUUGAUUCGAGCGCAAACUGGGUCAGGAAAAACGUUGGCCUAUGCGAUACCGCUCGUUGAAGCACUUCAUUCACAGCGGCCGAAAACACGCCGCACCGACGGCAUCCUGGCCGUUGUGAUUGUGCCGACCCGCGAACUGGCACUGCAAACGUAUGAACUGCUGGUGAAGCUGCUAAAACCGUACACUUGGAUUGUGUCCGGUUAUCUGUGUGGGGGCGAAAAGCGCAAGGCGGAGAAGGCCCGUCUUCGCGCGGGUUUGAAUAUACUGAUCGGGACACCGGGCCGCUUUUGCGAUCAUAUUCGCAAUACGGAGUCUCUUAAGCUAACCGGAGUUCGGUGGUUAGUUUUGGACGAAGCCGAUCGGUUACUGGAGCUCGGCUACGAGAAGGACGUCAAAGAGAUUGUCUCGACGAUUCAACGUGUCGACGCUGAUCAGGCAACCGUUCGACCGGAGGGUGCACUGCAGACAGUGCUACUGUCUGCCACUUUAACCUCCUCGGUGAAAGAGCUCGCUGGGUUGACGCUGCACAACCCGGUAUACAUCGAAACGUGUAAUGCCAUUCGCCAACGGCAACGAACAGCUGGAGCAACAAGUGAUGGGGCUACCUUUGCCGACCAUCUGCUAAAUGUGGACGAAUGUGUUACGAUUCCUGCGACGGUGAAGCAACGCUAUUUGGUAGUACCGCCCAAGCUGCGACUGGUUACGCUCAGUGGCUUGAUAGCGCACGAGCAGCGCAAAAAGCCAUCCAAGGCUCUUGUGUUUAUGGCGACACAGGAUUUAGUCGAUUAUCACUUUGACAUUAUGGUGGAAGUGUUGACCACGAAGCGGCUUGACUCUGAUGAAGAACUGGACGACGAAGAAGACGAAGAUGCACGCCAGAUGGAAAGUGGUAGCGAUGGGGGCUCUGUGCUGCUGCCACGGUUGGCCUUUUUCAAGCUGCACGGACGCAUGACGCAGAUUGAGCGAAGUUCGGUGUUUCAGGCGUUCCGCAAAGCGAAAGCCGCCGUGCUUAUCUGUACGGAUGUGGCCUCACGCGGUAUCGAUGUGCCCUGCGUUGAUCUGGUGGUGCAGUACCAUGCGCCGCAAAUUCUUGCCGACUAUGUGCACCGAGUCGGGCGCACCGCCCGAGCAGGCCAGUCCGGUAAAGCAGUUCUUUGCGUCGAACCAUCCGAAGUGGAGUUCAUCAAAUACCUCGCCGACAAGCAGAUUCGGAUUCAGGAGGAAAAAAUCGACGGAAUUUUCGUAUGCCUUGGGCAGCUGCUCAACUGUGGGCAGAAACGUAUAGGCAAGAACAAGGAACAAGCCGCGAUUGAGCUGCAGUACCGUUUCGAGCAGUUGGUCGCCAAGGAAAAAGAACUGUUCACAAGUGCCAGCAAAGCGUUCGUGUCGUGGGUUCGCUACUAUUCCAACUUCCCGAAGGAGCUACGCCGUAUAUUCACGAUCCGGGCGAUCCACAUGGGCCACUACGCCAAGUGUCUGGGGUUGCGCGACCCACCAAAACAGUUCAUGAAGGCGCACACUGGCCCGAAGGAGCAAGAGGACGAGGAGCAGCAGAGAGUCCGGGCCCCCGGUAGAAGGUCCCACGGUGCCGAAGCUCGUCGGCGUCCGGCGGGCGGUGGACGGAACGGAAGGCCGGCAACUGAGACCGCCGGCCGGCCGCACCGAGAUCUGGCCGACUACGCCCGGCGCUCCCGGGUCCAGAAUACGUCCGAGUUCGACAGUGGCCUCGGUCCGGCCCGCAAAAAAGCGAAAAAAGUAGUGACAUAAUGUCCUUCGAGAGUCCUUCGCCAUGGCACGAACAACAGUAUACGGCAGCCGGACCGCGGGCAACACAAAAACAAACAAACGGGCAAUAAAACU
Molecule: messenger RNA, 2574 nt
Organism: Anopheles bellator
Lineage: Eukaryota; Metazoa; Arthropoda; Insecta; Diptera; Culicidae
Product: probable ATP-dependent RNA helicase CG8611
Exons: 5
Coding region: 217-2481 (754 amino acids)
Biological process (GO): ribosome biogenesis
Cellular component (GO): nucleus
Molecular function (GO): ATP binding; nucleic acid binding
Source: RefSeq, a predicted model, not a curated record